UCACUAUUCACGACUCUAUCGUCUACCCUCCUUUUGUUUUUUCUUAAAUCUUAAUUAAUGUUUUCCUAACUCACCCAACCCAAUCUGUUUGGCAUUGCACGAGGUUUGAAUCUCCUCGUAGUGUACAUAUGGAUUGCGACGAGAUGUGCCCGUCACUCAACGACACUUAUUCUUUAGCCGAUUACACACCACUCGACACGGGUUGCUUCGAAUGCCACAUAUGUUUCGAGCUUGCCCAAGAGCCAAUCGUGACCCUUUGCGGACACUUGUACUGUUGGCCUUGCCUCUACCAAUGGCUCCAUCUCCAUUCGCACUAUCACGAAUGUCCCGUCUGCAAGGCCAUCGUGCAAGAAGGGAAAUUAGUUCCCAUUUUCGGCCGGGGCAAAUCGAGCUGGGACCCGAGACCCAUAUCCUACCCGAGAGUCGAGAUCCCGAACAGGCCAAUGGGGCAGAGGCCUCAAACAGCGCCACGUGUCGAUAGGAAUAGUUUUGCCACGUCGAAUGACGUGGACCCCAUCUCCGGAGUUAUGCCGAUGGAGGCUGUACAGUUUGGUCACACGACUCUCUUGACUAUUCUCGGUGCCCUACCGACUAUUUUUAACCUCCAGGUGAAUAGUGCUUUUCACGACGCUAAUUUUUAUGGCUCGACUUCAGGGGCGCCAUAUGUGUUCUCGAGUACAUUUCGUGGAGGUUACGUUCAAGGCUUUCAUAACUAUCACUCGGUUCCUAUUGAGUGGAAACCGAUUGCCUGGAAGUUUUUAUUCCUUUUUCUGGGGAUAUUUUUAAUUCUGCACUUAAUACUUGUGUGAAGGUUGCUUCUUAUUAGUUGAUGUAGUACAUAUUUUAGUCGGAACUUGGUUACGGUUCAUGUGUUUGUGUGUGCUGAGACGUGACUCAGUGACUCGUGAGUUCUUGUUGCGCGAUAAAAUUGAACGCGGAAUUAUAUGUGUGUAUGUAUAGGUUUUGAUUUUGGGUAUGUUCGGUAAACAUAUAAGAUAGCUUAUAAUUUAUUUGAUUGGUUUAUAAGUUUCCUGUAUCCAAUUAAGUUUGGUUUGGUAGAA
This is a messenger RNA of Striga asiatica, 1061 nucleotides long. NCBI's taxonomy places the organism in Eukaryota, Viridiplantae, Streptophyta, Magnoliopsida, Lamiales, Orobanchaceae. The record is from the annotation of a GenBank genome assembly.